AUGAACCUCCCGCUCAUCCUCCUAGCCCUUCACACUCCUCUAACAUCCUCGUUCUCAAUCCCUUCAACAAAAACCUACCUCGAAACCCCACACACAAGCGCAUUUCCUCACGAACCAUCACCACAACCGAAGACCACCAGAAGACCCCCGAUCCCACACCGGGAGCCUCCCUUCAUGCCCAAAACCACCCACCAAGCCAUCCACCCGCUAUCCCCCCCAACCCAACCCGAUAUCCAAAUCACACAUACACCAGCUCCCAGCACAGAACAGCUCGUAACCGCCCAAGGUAGACACUCCUACCACCUCAUCUGCCCGGGGUUGAGCCUUGUGAUCGCGCGCGAGGAUGAUGCCUCCUUGGCUGUUCAUACCCGGGCCCCGGAUUCGGGGGGUCCUGGUGGUGGUGAUGCUGCGGAUUACAAAGGUUUGGUGGUGGGGUUUAAAAAGAGGACAUUCGGUGAGGACUGUCUAUCGCACUCGUUGGAUUUGUUUGAGUUCUGCUGGCUGGUGGCGAGGUUCGUCUUUCGUGUUCUGGAUGCGCUGGGGAUGCUGGUGUUGUAUUCGAUGAUUUUGGGGCCGAAGUUUGGGUUUUGA
Messenger RNA from Aspergillus homomorphus CBS 101889, 591 nucleotides. RefSeq lists its product as uncharacterized. The transcript is spliced from 2 exons. The record is from RefSeq and is a predicted model, not a curated record. Bases 1 to 591 code for a protein of 196 amino acids. Lineage: Eukaryota; Fungi; Ascomycota; Eurotiomycetes; Eurotiales; Aspergillaceae.